GUCACUGAGGCUGAGAGGUAGGGGGCUGAGACUGAGCAUCACAGUCAUCCAGAAGGGUGAGACAGGCAGAGAAGGAGCAGAGACAGCUCCACAUAGCCAGCUGUGCGGGACCUGAUGCCAUGCGGGGCUGUGCCACUACCAGCUGAGCUUGCCCUGCGCCAUCAUGGCUCCAGCCUUUUGCAUUGCGCUCAGCCGGUUCCUCCUGUUGCUGGCUCCGGCUUUUGGGCUUGAGCUGCUCGACAGGUUCUACUCCAGCCAGCCCACCAACAACUUCGCCCUGGACGGUGCAGGACACCGGGUCUACCUGGCUACUGUCAACCACCUGUACCAGCUGACAAAGGAUUUACACCUGGAGCUGGAGGAGCAGACGGGACCAGUGCAGGACUCCCCCCUGUGCCAUGCCCCCCAAAUCCCGGAGUCCUACUGCGAGUUCCCCAAGACAUGGACCCCCAACUAUAACAAGAUCCUGGAGCUGGACCCGGACCAGGGGCUCCUGCUGGUUUGUGGCUCCAUUCACCAAGGACUUUGCGAGUUGCGAGUCCCGGGCAACAUUACACAGCGCCCAGUGCCAUUCCCCCCGCGCAACGUGGUGCCAAGCAUGCUGAAUGUGGCUGCCAACCACCCCAAUGCCUCCACUGUGGGGCUGCUGCUCAAAACCCAGGAAGGUGACACUAGGCUAUUGGUGGGGGCCACCUACACCGGCUAUGGGAGCCAAUUCUUCUCUUGGAACAGCAGUGUAGCGGAUUUGCGCUUUGAGAACAGCCCUGAGAUCUCUAUCCGGGCGCUGAACACCAGCCACCCCUCCAGGCUCUUCACCUUUGACAUUAGCCCCUCGGAUGAUAACAUCUUUAAGGUCAAACAGGGAAACAAGGUGCAAAACCGCAUGUUCUUUGUGCGCGCGUUCCAGCAGGGCGGGUUUGGCUACCUGGCGAUGAAUGUAGACCCCGCCUCCACGGAGAAGGAGAGCCUGCCCAGCAGCGUCCUGGCGCGGAUCUGCCUCAAGCCGGACCCUAGGGGGGAACCGCGGAAACUGACCGAAUCUUACAUCCAGCUAAGGCUGCGCUGUGAGGGGCCCCGGGGCACGCUGUAUGGGCGCCUGCUCUCAGUGUAUGCGGAGCCGGGGCGGAUCUUUGGGGUGUUCGAGGGGAGGAGAGAGGCUGCGCUCUGCGCCUUUGGGCUGGGGGAAGUGGGGGCCAAGAUUCGUGAGGCCCGGAAGGGCUGCUUUGAAAGCCGGGACAAUGAAGAGGUGUCUGUCCUGUCCAGCGUGGUGCAAGGGAGCGGACCAAGAUGUGAGUGGAGGAACAACCUCAAGGUAAAGCUGCAGGAUGAACAGUUGGAUUGUGGAGCGGCUCAUCUCCAGCACCCGCUAGCUAUCAAUCGGCCUCUGUCUGCCACCGCGCUCUUCAAGGCUCCGGGUUUGACCUCGGUGGCAGUGGCCAAUGUCAGCGGCUACACGGUGGCAUUUUUGGGCACAGCCAGCGGACAACUUCAGAAGAUUAACCUUGAUGCUGCUAUGAAUAUUGUCAGCAGGCAGUCUAUACAGAUAGCUCGGGGACAGCCGGUCCACCACAUCAUGCAGUUUGAUGCUAUCAAUCCCACCUACCUCUAUGUGAUGACCUCCUACCAGAUGACGCGAGUAAAAGUAGCUGACUGUGAGAAGUUUCUGACCUGUUCAGAGUGUCUACAAGCUUCAGACCCUUAUUGCGGAUGGUGCACCAUGGAAGCCAGGUGUUCCAUCCAGCAGGAAUGUCAAAAUUCCGAAGAUUCCAUGUUCUGGACUGGCCCAAGCAAAGAUAGCAUACACCAAUGCCCUGCAUUACAAGUUAUGCCUAAGGAGAUUGACAUAUCCUCAGAUACCCAGACCAUCCUCUUACAAAUCACAGGGAAUCUUCCCAGCCUCAAGCAUAUGAACAUCUCCUGUGACUAUGGAAAUAGUGUUUUCAUGCCGGCAACCGUUGUCUAUGAUGCCGAUGCUUCACAGCACUGGGCCCACUGCUCCUUCCUUCCAAAAGAUCAAAUCCCAGCAUUCCAUGUAAAUCAAGAUCACGUGACCGUCACAAUGGCUCUUACUGUAGACGGGAUCCACAUCGCUCAGCAAAACUUUGUUAUCUUUGAUUGUGAGAGGACACAAAGGAUCCACCUGAAAACAUCGUGCACGAGCUGUGUGAAAUCUCCGUGGCCCUGUAAGUGGUGUGAAAAGCAGCACAAGUGCAUGUACAACACAUCACAGUGUGACUUUGCUGUCAAGAAUAACACAGACUGUCCCCAGAUAACCACCAGGCACAUUGUACCUACACCUACGGGGAUCACCAAGGAUGUCAUCUUGUCUGUGGCAAAUGUCAACCAGGAUCUCGCCGUGGAAUGUGAUUUUGGAGCAGAACAGACUUUCCGAGCCAGAUGGUUAAAUUCCACGUCUGUCCUGUGCAUCAAUGUGCUGCUCCACACAUCCCAGAGCAGCCAGAAAUUCCCAGUGAAUCUGCAGCUAAUGGACUAUUCUGGACAGUUUCUUGACAACGUGGAUAUGCUGACUGUUGAAGUCUAUAACUGUGCAGCAGAAACCACGGACUGUUCUCGAUGUCUUGGACGAACAGAUUUAGGACACCUGUGCGCAUGGAGUGAGAGCAGCACAUCCUGCAGGCUGAAUGGUGAACUGCAGCCCAUUCAGAACACUUGUCCAUCCCCAGAGAUUAGGAAGAUAGAGCCAGUGAAUGGCCCCGUGCUCGGAGGUACAUUGCUCACUAUUCAAGGGCGCAAUCUUGGGAGUCGCUUUAGCGACAUUGUUGAUAAAGUGAAGAUCGGAGACAUUCCUUGCUAUCCCAUCAAGGAGAGAUAUCGGGUGUCUGAAGAAAUUGUUUGUGUGACUGGAGAGUCCUCAACAGAGCUCAGCGACUGGGUGUCUGUGGACGUCAAUGGGGGAGGUCGCUCCAAGGAAAAAUUUUUGUUUAUGUUGCCGGAAGUGUUUAGUAUAUCUCCGAAUCUUGGCCCCAGAGCUGGAGGAACAAAGAUCACCAUAUCGGGAAAACAACUGGACAUUGGUGGAGAAGUCCGUGUUCUGUUUAAUGAAACCCUGGACUGCAAAGACCUUGUACGAACAGAGAGCAGUAUCCACUGUACUGUUCCAGCAAUGGGGUCACUUUCCACCACAAGCAUCAACAUCUGUGUCCAGUUUGAGCGAAGGUCAUGUCUAAAUGGCAACCUCACAUUCCAGUACAGGGAAAACCCGGUGAUCAGCAAUAUGGAGCCCAGGAGCAGUCACAUGAGUGGUGGCCGCAUCAUCACAUUGACUGGGGAAAGAUUCAAUAUGGUACAAGAUAUGAAGAUGAAGAUUAAAAAUCACAAAGGAGGACUAGUGAACUGCACUGUUCUCAGUGACGUCAUGAUCACCUGCCCUUCACCUACUGCACCAAACUCCACCCUGGAGAGAAGAAAUGUAAGCGUGGGCUUCUAUAUUAAUGGCGUCUAUGUGUCCGAUGAGAGAACCGACACAAAUGAUGAUCAAGCUGAAGAAGAACACGUCAACAACAGGUUUAGCCUCGAGUAUCAGCCUGAUCCAAUGUUCUUCACUGCCAAGAAGGAGAAGUUGAUCAAGCACCAUGUCGGAGAACCUUUAACUCUAGUGAUACAUAAAGAACAUGAUGAUCUUGGCUUGAGGGUGGAUGAAUAUCAAGUGAAGGUCGGACAGAUUCCCUGUGAGCUUAUUGUCUUUAAUGACAAAGUUAUUCACUGCAGCAUCAACGAAUCAUUAAGUUCAUCAGACCACUACCUACCUGUCACAAUACAAGUAGGUAAACUUAACCAGACCAUAACCAUGCUGCAUCUGGCCGGGAUAGAAAUGUCAAUCAUCGUUUCAAUAGUCAUCUUCAUCAUAUUGUUACUACUCUGUGUAGUUGCUCUCUUUGUUUUCUGCACCAGGAGUCGCAGGGCUGAGCGCUACUGGCAGAAAACUCUGGUGCAGAUGGAGGAGAUGGAGUCCCAAAUACGAGAGGAGAUCCGAAAAGGAUUUGCAGAGUUACAGACUGAUAUGACUGACCUUACCAAGGAGUUAAACCGCAGCCAGGGAAUACCAUUUUUGGAGUACAAACACUUUGUGACCAGAACCUUUUUUCCAAAGUGUUCCUCUAUCUAUGAAGAAUGUUACAUCCUACCCCCCAAAAAAUUCAACAACCAGCUGGGUACACAGGUACCAGAGACACAUCCUUUACUGUGCUCAGAGUGGAAGGUUCCAGAGAAUUGCCGCACAAACAUGGAGGAAGGAAUUGCGACAUUGUCCACUCUACUCAGCAACCGUCACUUCCUGGUCACUUUUAUCCAUGCGGUUGAGGCACAAAAGGACUUUGCUGUACGAGACAGGUGUAACCUGGCCUCUCUUCUCACCAUAGCCCUGCAUGGGAAGUUGGAGUACUACACUAGCAUUAUGAAAGAUCUCUUGGUCGACCUCAUAGACUCGUCGGCUUCCAAAAAUCCCAAACUGAUGCUGCGUAGGACAGAAUCGGUGGUGGAGAAGAUGCUGACCAAUUGGAUGUCCAUCUGCAUGUACAGUUGUCUGAGGGAGACGGUAGGAGAGCCAUUUUUCUUACUGCUGUGUGCUAUAAAACAGCAAAUCAACAAGGGAUCCAUCGAUGCCAUCACAGGGAAGGCGAGAUACACACUGAAUGAGGAAUGGCUUUUGAGAGAGAAUAUUGAAGCUAAACCCAUGAAUAUCAACGUCUCCUUCCAGGGCUGUGGCAUGGACUCAUUGACUGUACGUGUGCUGGACACAGAUACAGUCAGUCAGUGUAAGGAGAAAAUACUGGAAGCUUUCUGCAAGAACCUGCCAUACUCACAGUGGCCACAAGUGGAAGAUGUGGACCUAGAAUGGUUUGCAUUCAGUUCAAGGGGCUACAUCCUUCGAGACCUUGAUGACUCAUCCAUCAUGGAGGACGGAAGGAAGAAACUGAACACAUUGUCGCACUAUAAGGUCUGUGAUGGGGCAUCGCUGGCGAUGAGUCUAAAGGAUCAGCGGGAUAACACCCUUGGCCGAGUGAAAGACUUAGACACAGACAAGUAUUUUCAUUUGGUCCUUCCGACUGAUGACCUCCUGGAAAAUAAGAAAUCUCACCGACAGAGUCAUAGGAAGAAGGUUCUACCCGAAAUCUAUCUCACCCGCCUCCUCUCUACAAAGGGAACAUUGCAGAAAUUUCUGGAUGACCUUUUCCGAGCCAUCCUCAGCAUCCGCGAUGACCGGCCGCCCUUGGCCAUUAAAUACUUCUUUGACUUUCUUGAGGAACAGGCAGAGAAGAGGGGGAUCUCUGACCCAGACACCUUGCACAUAUGGAAGACUAACAGCCUUCCCCUGCGCUUCUGGGUAAACAUCCUGAAAAAUCCAGAGUUUGUAUUUGACAUGGAAAAGUCAGACCACAUGGACGCUUGUCUGUCAGUCAUCGCCCAAGCUUUUAUUGAUGCCUGUUCCAUUUCUGAUAUGCAACUGGGCAAGGACUCACCCACAAACAAGCUGCUGUACGCUAAGGAAAUUCCAGAAUAUAGGAAAAUUGUGCAGAAAUAUUACCGGCAAAUCAAGGAGAUGAGUCCUCUCAGCGAGCAGGAGAUGAACGCACAUCUCGCCGAGGAGUCACGGAAGUACCAAAAUAAAUUUAACACCAGUGUGGCAUUGGCUGAAAUCUACAAGUACGCCAAGAAAUAUCGCUUACAGAUCAUCAAUGCCUUGGAAGCGAAUCCCGUAACGAAACGGGGCCAGCUGCAGCACAAAUUUGAGCAAGUGAUUGUCCUGAUGGAGGAUGAUAUCUACACAUGUAGCAGUGAAGCGUAGAAAGACCACUAUGGAUCCCCCUCUUCUCCUGGAAUUUAAUUCUUGUUGCAGAAUUCUUGGCCUUAAGUGGUGAUGGAGACCCCAAUUACGGCACUGAUUUUAUGACAGAUAAGUGACGCUCGAGAUGUGCACUGAACAUCUCAUCUUGCCCACCACAUCUCCUUGAUGGCUAGGCCACACAAGGACAUUUUUGGCCUGAUACUUGACCAAGAAAGGUUGAACUCCUGGGGUCAUAUUGUGGACGUACUCACUGCGCCAUUCCCAAGAAACGUCAUACUUUUACGUAGUCCUACGGAACAUUUUAUAUCCUUACUGCUUUCUUGGAAUUUUGCACUGCAGACCUGAAAAACACUGCAAGGGCACAACCACUGGAGUUACAACUGUAAUUCCCUGACAGUAGAACGGACUUUUGACAUUGGGUAAUAAAUACAAGCAUAACUGAGUGCCUUAUAGUCAUAGAUCUCAGGAUAUUUAAAGGGAGUGUAGUGAUAUCCAGGGACAUGCGAGACACACAAACCUAUUACUGUGCACUCAAAUCCAUUCCAGAUAGUUCUACCAAUAGGGGACGUUGUACUUGGUCUAUACCCGAUUAUGCAGUAGUAUUGCUUUUGGUUAGAAAUGGGUCGGAUUUAGCCAGAUAUGUAGUACGGGUUUCAUGCACUUUUUUUCCCCUUGCGUAGAAGGAAGCACUCUGCAAUAUCUUAGGGUUUUUACCCUACAGCUUCCCCGUUGCCUUAUUAUUUGGCCAAACCAUUAGCUGCUGGUCCUUGGAAGCUUCUACCUGCUGACUAUCAACAUACCACUUUAAAAUAUGGCUGCUCCUUGGUGCCGAAUCCAGUCAAUGUAGUUGAUCCAAUGUAGUGGAAUUGCUGCAAUAUGGACAACCCAUGAUGACCGGUGGCUGGUGUCAUGAACCGUUCACUUCACCAACGAACCACAAAGAUAAAAUGAGUCAAGUAGUAAAUGGCAUAAAGAUCUGCUGUGCAGAGAGGAUACGGAUGAGCACAGGUUUUUUUUGCUUAAAUAAAAGGUGCAAUAUAUGAAAUCUGCUAAAGGGAGAGGAAGUAAUCCUGCAGUCAAUGUACAGGAAUGGUUAUAUUUUGGGCAGGGGGCAGAUAUUUAGGUCCUGUUUUACAAACCGGGUACCCAUGCUCAUUUUAGAUACAUUCAGUUUCAUUAUCCCUGAUGGCCUAGGGUCGGGAAAGUCAUUUUGUGAUGUACAUUGAGGGGAUAAAUUCAGAUUUGCCCAGGACCAUUGUGCCAAACCAGUCAAGUGUCAAGAAUAGACAUUGGUGAUUCAUUUAUGUAUAAGUCACCCUCUAGGGCAGUGGUCUCCAACCUGUGGACCUCCA
This is a messenger RNA of Hyla sarda, 7158 nucleotides long. RefSeq names its product plexin D1 (gene PLXND1). Gene Ontology annotation, molecular function: semaphorin receptor activity; protein binding. The record is from RefSeq and is a predicted model, not a curated record. Gene Ontology annotation, cellular component: semaphorin receptor complex. Gene Ontology annotation, biological process: regulation of GTPase activity; regulation of cell shape; negative regulation of cell adhesion. Lineage: Eukaryota; Metazoa; Chordata; Amphibia; Anura; Hylidae. The coding region runs from base 164 to 5806 and encodes 1880 amino acids. The transcript has 36 exons.